UAAAUUUAAUGGUAUCGUGUGCUUAAUAUUGCAUGUUUAUCUCAGCUCCAGGAUGCAUCUUCAUGACAUAUUUGGGAUUUAUGAUAGCCAUUGGAUCUGAAACUGUUUAUGUAGUGCCUCACAGUCGAAUCGAAGGGGCCUUUGCAUUGUUUAUUACAGCUGUGGUAUUUGCUUUAUUGAUCCAAGCUUUAUGCCAUAUUUUUUGCAAUCAGCUACAAUAGUGAAUAUUCUCAAGUCUAAAGACAGCAGAAUGUUGACGAGUGGAUUAAUUCCCAAUAAAUCAGAGAUGCUGAAUUGGAAAUGUAAGACAUUCCAAAGUAACCAAAUUUCCAACUGUCUGAAUCCGCAGAACAAUCAUAAUGAUAUAAAUUACCUAGAUGUUAAUAAAUAUGCAAUUAUGAUAUAAAAAUAAAAAGA
Molecule: messenger RNA, 417 nt
Organism: Paramecium octaurelia
Lineage: Eukaryota; Ciliophora; Oligohymenophorea; Peniculida; Parameciidae
Source: the annotation of a GenBank genome assembly